AUGCUUCAAGUCAAAAGAUUCAAUAGGCUAUAUCAUUAUUGGUCAUCAUGGAGCUUAAAACAACGCGUAACAUUUGCGGUACAAUUAUUUGCAAUUUUGGGCAUUCUAUGUUUACCUGUGAUUAGCAUCGCUGCUCUUGUUCUCACACUUGCUGUACUUAAUAUGACACUCGGUAUACGAAGGUUUUAUGUGAAAGUUCUCACGUUUUUAUUUGAUUAUGCGACAAAGAUCAAAAAAGAUAAGGAGAUCGCCAUUGAAGCGGAUUUCGUAUCCAUGGGACCAUCAACUCCACACAGCGAAUUACAUUUCGCUGACAGUUCAAUAGACAGUGCAAUCGAACUCAGUCCAUUAGAUGCAAUGAAAAAGGAAGAUGACGCUGCACAAAGUUCGAGAAUAUCAAGAGCAUCAUCACAAUCGGACAUUCAGUUUAGAUUCAGCGAUAUUCUGGAUUAUACUCGUCAAGGUCUCGAAGCGAUUGUUGAUGAUGAAGUAACAAAGCGUUUCACAUCUGCUGAUGAAAUGGCUGUGUGGAAUUUAUUAACACGUACUCAACAACAGCAUGAAUUGUUUUCACUUCGUGUUACGAUCCUUUGGUUUCUUGGAUUUCUUAUUCGUUAUUUCAUUCUAUUUCCAUUUCGAUUAUGCUUAUUCUUUCUGGCCAUGUUUUGGAUGAUGGGCGCGAUUCUAUUUCUCAAAUAUCUUCCCAUAUCCAAAGGCAAAUUACGUUUCGGUUUUUAUAUCAACAUUGUUUUACAUCGAAUCUUGUCACGAGUCUUCUCGGCAAUUAUCACUUUCCACAAUACUGAACAUCGGGCCAAAUGCGGAUCGAUCUGUGUAGCUAACCAUACAUCGCCGAUCGAUGUGAUUAUUUUGUCGACGGACAACGGAUUUUCAAUGAUUGGCCAGAAGCAUGGCGGAUUUUUCGGCUUGGUGCAACGAAGUUUAUCCCAAACAGCGAAUCAUAUUUGGUUCGAACGUUCAGAAACGAAAGAUCGUCAUAUGGUUGCUGAGAAAAUGCGCGAGCAUAUAAAAAAUCCAACAAAUCUACCGAUUUUAAUCUUUCCAGAAGGCACUUGUAUCAAUAAUACAUCGGUAAUGAUGUUCAAAAAAGGUUGCUUCGAGAUCGACGAAGCACCGAUCUAUCCAGUCGCAAUUAAGUAUGAUAAUCGUUUUGGUGAUGCGUUUUGGAAUUCGUCCAAACAUCAAUUAGUUCAGUACUUAAUUCUAAUGAUGACAUCAUGGGCAAUCGUUGUUGAUGUUUAUUAUUUACCACCGAUGAGAAUUCAACCGAAUGAAUUAUCAACCGAUUUCGCUCGGCGGGUGAAAGCAGCGAUUGCUAAGCAAGGAGGUUUCGUGGAUUUAGAAUGGGAUGGUGGACUGAAACGUUCAUUGCCGAAAGCUGAUUUUCGAGAAGAAGAACAACGGAAAUUCUAUGAGAUGCUCAAAACAGAAUGA
Molecule: messenger RNA, 1455 nt
Organism: Adineta ricciae
Lineage: Eukaryota; Metazoa; Rotifera; Eurotatoria; Adinetida; Adinetidae
Source: the annotation of a GenBank genome assembly